Messenger RNA from Carassius gibelio (silver crucian carp), 914 nucleotides. RefSeq names its product 1-phosphatidylinositol phosphodiesterase-like. NCBI's taxonomy places the organism in Eukaryota, Metazoa, Chordata, Actinopteri, Cypriniformes, Cyprinidae. The transcript has a single exon. Gene Ontology annotation, biological process: lipid metabolic process. The record is from RefSeq and is a predicted model, not a curated record. Bases 46 to 810 code for a protein of 254 amino acids. Gene Ontology annotation, molecular function: phosphoric diester hydrolase activity.
GUGUUUGAAAAUGUGGGACCCAGGUCUCCUGGCCAAGAAAACUGGAUGGCAAAACUGGACAAUAAUAAGUUAGUUUCUGACAUCACUAUUCCUGGUACCCAUGACACCAUGGCCCUCUAUGGAGGAUCAAUGGCAAAAUGCCAGUCAUGGUCACUAGAAAACCAGCUGAAGGCUGGUAUACGCUACUUGGACCUCAGAGUGUCUGGCUUUAAAUUAAAAAUUAUGCAUGGAAUUGUUUACCAACGUACAUCAUUGUCAGAAGUUCUCACCACAAUCAGGAAGUUUUUAGAAAAAUCAAAAAAUGAGUUUGUGCUUGUCAGAAUUAAGCCAGUUUUUCCUUCCAAGGGAAGUGUUCAGAAUUUAGUUGAAAAUUUGAUUGGAAAUGAUAAUGUCUGGAAAGAGUCUAAAAUUCCAACGGUUGGUGAAGUAAGAGGAAAGAUUGUUUUAGUUCAGAAAAACAGAUUUAAGCUGGGUAUCAGUUUGUCUGAAACAGACAGUAAAGGUGAUUAUAAAGUAACUAAAAUUGAAAAAAAGAAGAACAAGAUUAUAAAGCAUCUGGAAGAAGCUGAUAAACAAUGUAAAUCUGAAAUUAAAGAAAAAAUGAGUCUGGUCUAUUCAAGUGGCACAAGCUUAGGUACAUAUAAGGGUUUUUGUUUAUUGCCAAAUGCAGUGGCAGAGGAAAUCAAUCCUUGGUUAAAUGAACAUCUUAAAAAUCUAUCUAAUAAGAAUCCUAAGCCUUGUUUUGGGAUCAUAGCCAUGGACUUUCCAAAUUUUGACUUGAUUGAUAUGAUCAUCAAAUUCAAUACCUAAGAUUUUUCACUAUUUACUUUUCUCCCCAUGGGUUUAUCAAAAAAUGUAUGUUCUUGUUGCUUCAAUCUGAGUAAUUUAGAAUUUUAAACAAAUGCUUUACAAAU